CCAGCUUCCCAGAGCUCGCAGCCCGGCCAUGGCCCAGUCCCCUCCUGUGCAGAGCCUCCUCGGCCGCGACCACUGGAUCUUCCCUCAAGGUUGGGGCUGGGCCAGCCACUCGAACUCCACGUCCCCAGCCUCUUCCUCAGACUCAUCGGGCUCGUGGCCCUGCGACCGCGCCCCCGGCCCCUUGCAGGCGGUGCCCUCGGCCCGCAGCGCAGUGGAGGCGGCCUCGACGGCGCCUGGACGUGCGCGGACCCGGCCGGCCGGCGGGCAGCGGCAGAGCGCCAGCGAGCGCGAGAAGCUGCGCAUGCGCACGCUCGCCCGCGCGCUGCACCAGCUGCGCCGCUUUCUGCCGCCCUCAGUGGCGCCCGCCGGCCAGAGCCUGACCAAGAUCGAGACGCUGCGCCUGGCCAUCCGCUACAUCGGCCACCUGUCGGCCGUGCUGGGCCUCAGCGAGGAGAGCCUGCAGCGCGAGCGCCGGCGACGCGGCGACGUGGUGCUGCCCCGGGGCUGCCCGCGGUGCCCCGACGGCGGCCCCGCGCAGGCGCAGACGCAGAUGCAGAUGCAGGCGGGCGGCCUGGGCGGGGGCUCAGCCGUCGGUGCCCCGACGUCCUGGGGGUCCCCGCCCGCCUGCUCCGGAGCGCUCACGGAGCCAGAGCGCCUGGGGAGCAGGGUCCCCGACAUGGGCCCCUGGGUGACACCCCCUUACUGCCCUGGGCUGCAGUCCUCCCCGCAGCUGUCCCAAGGGAGAGCCCCCAACGCAGCCCUUUGGAUGCCGUCUCAAGCUUGUUCCGGAACGCGGACACCCCCGGCGCCCAGGAACCAGCCCAUACCCUGGACAUCACCCCCCGCGUCUCUGGAGCUGGCUGCAGUGUACCAGGGUAUCUCUGUGUCUCCGGAGUCCUGUCUGUCACCAGAAACCCUUCCUCUCCUGCCCGGCCCGCCAUGCCAGAGAUUCCAGCCUCAGGCUCAGUGGGAGUGCUGGAGCCACAGUGCAGAAGGGCUGCCCAGCUUGGAGGACCAGGCCCCAGACCCUGCCUUCCAGCUCAGUGAUCAAAGCCGUCCCCAGAGCUCAGGCCUGCAGCUCAGUGGCUGCCCUGAACUUUGGCAGGAAGAUCUGGGGGGGGCUCACCUGGGCAUCUUCUACUGAUGGCCUUGCCUGACCCCCCUUUCAGCCAGGACUCAGGCCUGUUGUGUGGGGAGCCCUCCUCAUUUGUGGUUUCAGUGGUUUUCAGGCUGUCUUUUAGCCACAGAUCUCUUCCAAAUGAUGUCUUUCAUGGAAGCAGUAUUUGAAACAGAUAGGGGGCUGGGGCAGUCCCUCCAAUCCUAUAUUCCCCCCAGGUUGACCAGUGCCCUGGAGAGCACAGCCUGAGCUGCAGUAAGAUGGUGGCUGCUUGACUGCAAUGGGACUGGUGGCGGUGUAGAUUUUGGG
Phacochoerus africanus (Common warthog) is the source of this 1426-nucleotide messenger RNA. RefSeq names its product mesoderm posterior bHLH transcription factor 2 (gene MESP2). Gene Ontology annotation, cellular component: nucleus. Gene Ontology annotation, biological process: somite rostral/caudal axis specification; heart morphogenesis; mesoderm formation. The coding region runs from base 29 to 1144 and encodes 371 amino acids. The record is from RefSeq and is a predicted model, not a curated record. The transcript has 2 exons. Gene Ontology annotation, molecular function: RNA polymerase II cis-regulatory region sequence-specific DNA binding; DNA-binding transcription factor activity, RNA polymerase II-specific; protein dimerization activity. Lineage: Eukaryota; Metazoa; Chordata; Mammalia; Artiodactyla; Suidae.